Molecule: messenger RNA, 5526 nt
Organism: Lytechinus pictus (painted urchin)
Lineage: Eukaryota; Metazoa; Echinodermata; Echinoidea; Temnopleuroida; Toxopneustidae
Product: metabotropic glutamate receptor 1-like
Exons: 8
Coding region: 1-3816 (1271 amino acids)
Biological process (GO): regulation of synaptic transmission, glutamatergic; G protein-coupled glutamate receptor signaling pathway
Cellular component (GO): postsynaptic density membrane; plasma membrane
Molecular function (GO): G protein-coupled receptor activity involved in regulation of postsynaptic membrane potential; adenylate cyclase inhibiting G protein-coupled glutamate receptor activity
Source: RefSeq, a predicted model, not a curated record
AUGGAAUUUACCUUAAGAGUAUAUCGAUGGAUAAAUCUGAGUUUGAUUGCUUCGAUCACGAUAUGUUCUUUGAUCUCGACAUCAAGUGGGGUGUCGAGUAGCGAUAGGGAAGUUCUUCGUAUGGAUGGAGAUUUGAUAAUUGGAACUUUGUUUUCGGUUCACGCUCCACCGCCUACCGAGGUGGAAGCUACGGCACGACAGUGUGGUCGGGUACGGGAACAGUAUGGGAUCCAUCGAGUUGAAGUCAUGCUUCAUACCUUAGAGAAGAUCAACAAAGACCCGGCAAUCCUUCCUGAAGUGACUUUAGGCUGUGAGAUCCGAGAUUCUUGCUGGUAUUCAUCCGUAGCCCUUGAGCAGAGUCUUCAAUUUAUAAGCGAUAAUCUAGAGUCUGAGAGGUCGAGUAAGAAAGCUACCAAUCCAGAAUGCAGUGGGUCUCAAGAUGUCUCUAGGAAACAAAUCACAGCAGUGAUAGGACCAGGAUCUAGUGAAGUAGCGAUCCAGGUCCAAAAUCUACUUCAGCUCUUCAAUAUACCACAGGUAGCCUACUCUGCAACCAGUCGUGACCUCAGUGAUAAGACGCUCUACGAAUACUUCUUAAGAGUUUGUCCAUCUGAUACACUACAAGCACAAGCUAUGGUGGAUAUUGUACUGAGAUAUAACUGGACAUACGUUUCUGUGGUGCAUACAAUAGGUAACUACGGUGAGAGUGGAAUGCAGGCGUUUCGUGCCCUAGCUGAAGAACGAGGAAUAUGUAUUGCAGCAUCGGCUAGUAUCUCCAGUGGAUCUAAACCUUCUGAAUUUGAUAAGAUCGUUGAUACCUUGGAUAGCGCACCUACAGCUCAUGUUGUAGUAUGUUUCUGUGAGGGGAUCACUGUUACUAAGCUCUUAAAGGCCACACGAAGGAAAGAUAAGAUUGGCAAAUAUCUCGUCAUAGGAAGUGACGGAUGGGCAAAUCGUAAGGAAGUGGUACGGAACGUCGAGGAAGAAGCAAUAGGAGCUAUCUCCAUCAAACCCCACACCGAACACUACCAUGACUUCGAUUCAUAUUACUUUAAUCUACGUCCUGAAAACAAUACUAGGAAUCCAUGGUUUCGUGGAUUCUGGCAGGAGAGAUUCAACUGUCUCUUACCACCAUCAGAUAUAGAUCCACCCAUAUCAACAUUCCAUCUAGAUUCACCAUCCAACUGUACAGGUGAGGAGAGUCUUGAGGAUGGUUAUAACCAAGAUACCAAGAUGAGCUUCGUAGUUAAUGCUAUCUACACAGUAGCCUAUGGAUUACAUAAUCUACAGCAGAGGAUCUGUGGUGUUGGUACGGUUGGUUUAUGUCCUGAGAUGCAGCCUAUAGAUGGUCGUGAAUUACUUGAUGCUUUAUUCAAUGUUUCAUUCGUUGGUAUGUCAGGAGAUCAUAUUAAGUUUGAUGAAGAUGGAGACCCACCUGGGAAGUACGAUAUCUAUAAUUUCCAGCGAUCGUCAGACGGCAGGUCCUAUAAUUACGUCACAGUAGGGGCUUGGGAAGAUGGCAUUCUUACUUUGAAUGAUUCUAUCAUGAUGUGGAAUAAUGGAUCAGACAUUACUUCUAGGUCAUUCUGUAGUCAACCAUGCCCUCCUCAUCAUGCAAAGAACAUUCGUGAUAAUGUCAAGUGUUGUUGGGCCUGUGUACCUUGCAAGGAUAAUGAAUACAUGCUCGAUGAGUAUACAUGUAAGUCAUGUGACAGAGGAUGGUGGCCAAAUUCACAACUGAACGAUUGUUACGAGAUCAAGGCUGAGUACAUGAAAUGGCAUGAGGUUCAAGCCAUAGCUGCCAUGUGCUUCUCCUGCGUGGGAAUCCUCAUGACUAUCUUUGUAACAGUCACCUUCAUACGCCAUAACGAUACCGCACUCGUUAAGGCAUCUAGUCGAGAGAACAGCUAUAUCCUCCUAUCUGGUAUUUACUUGUGCUUCCUUGUGACUUUUCCCUACAUCGCGAAACCAUCGACAGUUGUCUGCUACUUCAGACGUAUUGGGUUGGGACUAAGCUUCUGCAUCUGCUACGCGGGACUCGUCGUCCGGACCAACCGUAUGGCUCGAAUCCUAGCAGGCAGCAAGAAGAAGAUCUUGACGCGGAAGCCUCGCUUUCUUGGAAGCACGGCGCAGGUCGUGAUGACAUUCGGCGUCAUCAGCUUCGAGAUCGGCAUCAUUGUGGCAACCUUGGUUCUGGAAAGACCUGCAGCUAUCCUGAACUAUCCAGACUUACGUCGGGUCCGUCUCAUCUGUAAUACCACUACAUUCGGGUUUGCAGCACCAUUAGGUUAUGACGCGCUGCUCAUUUCACUCUGCACACUAUAUGCCUUUAAAACCAGAAACCUACCAGAGAAUUUCAAUGAAGCAAAAUACAUCGCAUUUACCAUGUACACUACGUGUAUAGUGUGGUUAGCCUUUAUUCCUCUCUACUUUGGAAGUGAUUUGAAAGAGAUCGUAGUUUGUUUUGCAGUCAGUCUCAGUGCGACUGUAACCCUAGGAUGUUUGUUUUUUCCUAAGACAUAUAUUAUCCUUUUGAAACCUGAGAGAAACCGACGUAGUUCAAUGACGACAUCUAACCUUGUUCGUAUGCACGUUGGGAGCUUCAGUGAAUUAGCUCCGUGCCGAAGUAACAGCAGUAGCAAUGGCACUAUGGACGGAUGCAACGAAAAGCUCCUGGGAGGCGAGAGAAACGCUGUUGGAGUGAGGGGAAACCGCAAGAAGAAUAGCCCUUUGUCAGGUUCGUCUCAUCGAGACAAAUCGCGAGAGAGAAACCGGGACAGGUCUCCUGGGAUAUUCUCAGCACUUCGGAGAAGAAAGAGACCAAACAAUACCAAACACAUGAAGGCUGUACAAAGGGAUAGACUACUUUCAAAACGAAAACAACCUCUUUAUCGGUAUGGGAAUUCAACCAACGUGACGCCAUCCUCUCACCAACACCCCUCACCCGUUGAAGAAGGAGAUAGUAGUAUGGAGAAAGCAUUGGAAGAGAGAUUAAGUAGGGCUGAGGAAGCUAGUCGAGCCAUGGGGUGCUUAAAACCAUCAAGGACAGUACAGGGUCGGGAAGGAGAUGUGAAGAAUGAUGUACAUUCACAAUCAGCAUUAGAUGUUGAAAUGGAGGUACCAGUAAGGAGGAGCAGUGGAACAAUCAACCAGGGUCAAAGGUCAAUUAUGAAAAAUUCGCAAUCUAAUGAAAGGACAUGUGCAUCAGGAGGGUGUAUGAAAGCACCUUCUGGUUCUAGAAUAUCCAACCCACGUCCACCGCUUGGACAGGGAUCAUCUACUUCAAAGGGCGCAGUGGGACAAAGCGAUUCUAAACCUCAGGCUCAUGUUCUUCCGCUUAGAGUUCGACGCUCAUUUAGCGAUGAAACCAUUAAUAAGAAACAAUGUUUAUCACGACCAUCAUCAUCAACCAACACUGGGGGUGAUUCCAGAUUCCUAGGUGUUGAUAGACAACAACAUACACACACCGCUGGCGGUUCUUUUAACCAAAUUUACCCUGAUCUUCUCCAAGUGUUACCGACGACUGAUGCUGGGUCGUCUCCAGGGGCUCCCUCCCGCGGACAGCGAACUGAUGAAGGUCAAAGCAACAAUCCCUCGAGCGAUCGCAUUCACACGCAAAGCGAUGUUUUGCCGUGCGAAAGUGUGAAAAGAAGUGUCCGUUUUGACGAGAGAACGCUCGCAGAAGGUGAUGAUAGUCUUGAAUCAGGUGACACUCGCAACAUUGAUUUGUCUCUAUGGAGUGAGGGUGAUCAUGUUGUUACAAUACCCAAUGAGAUUCUUGGUGUUCUCACUUCUAUCAAAUCAUCGGAUGUAUGACAUCCAUGGAAAUUAUUGAUAGUCAUGAUUUUGUUGCGGUCGAGCAAAUGUUUUAUUGUUUUAUCUGACAUAUCUUUUCCUCUGAUUUAUUCGAUAAAGUUAUAUAUGGUUUAUCGUAUCGAACCUAUUCUUUUAAUUUAUUUCGAGUUCAUAUUCAGUUUUUAAGAAAAAGAGAAGCGGUAAAAACAAGAAUUAGAUUGUUCAUAUUGACUGAAAAAAGGAGUUUAAGAAUGAGAACAAUUAAAUAUUUGUGAUGCUGAAAGUACGAAAGCAUACAGACAUCAAAAAUUCUAACGUAUAUUGUAUAAUGCAUUUGUCUUUUCCUAAAUAGAAGUGUAACACAUCAUGAUGAAAAAAAUUAAUUUUUACCAUUCAAAAAUCACUUUCAUCACAUUUAUUGAUGCUAAACUUAGGUUCUUUCAUAAUAUGAUAUGUUUGUACUUAAACCACCACAUCAAGAGUAUAUGUCUUUAUUUCACUCUUCAGGUAGUAAGCUAUACCUGCAUUUAUCAUGCUUUGAUUAUAUCGAAUUUUUACUAAGGAUUGUAAAUAAUUUCAAAUCUUUUUGUAAGAUUCACUUGACUUUCUUUAUUUCUCUGUUCAUCAGCCAUCAGCUAUGUUUACCUUUCGUAAUAUUAAUUUCAUAAUACAUUUCAAAGCAAGAUGAUCAAGAUAACAAGGGUUUUUUUUCGUAAAAAGAAAUAGGAUUUAGUGGUAUACCAUUAUUAUUCUGUUAUGCUAGUAUACCCAUCCAUGAUUACUGUAAAUAUUAAUGGUAUUAGUGAUAUCACUCCAGAAAAUGCACUUUUUCAUAAUCAUAACUCCUCUACGUGCUACAUCUUUAACUAAAUCGAUAUCGAAGGUCUGAGGAAGUUUUCAACCUCGCAAGUGAAAUCUUACCAAAACAGAUGCAUGUAUUAAAAAUUGCAUGAUUUCAUCUCAUUCAUGUUUAUAUUUACCACCAGUUUACAGUACUAGCUCUGGUGUGACGUUAAAAAUAAUGAAUGUUUGACCAGAGUAUAAUCCAUAUUAUAUUGUUUUAACAAUCAAUUUUGCCGUGAUGGUUGACUGCCUUCCGAAUUGCAGACCACUCUGAUAUGACUUCUUAAUACCUAACCAAUGAAUGACUGACUAACCGACUGACUACUGACCAAAAACUGAUCCAUUUACAGACUUAGUAACUGACUGACUAAAAAAUAGAAACUGACUAAUGUACAGAGUACUAACUGACUGGCCAACUUAUAGAAUGGCUAUCGAUUCAGGCUACUGCCCCACUGACCGAAUAACUUACAUGAUUACUAAAUGAUCUAUGCAUGUACAGACUAGCUGACUGACUUUAAAAAAAUGACUAACGAUAUUAAGACUGACCGAUCGACUGCCUUACGGAAUGACUGAUUGAUCUAUGUACAGACUGACUAACUACUAGAAUUACUAACCACUCACACACUCACUGACUGGCUAUCGUUACGGCUAUCGGUUCCAUGUAGGUCUACAGUCUUAAUGAUAUAAACGAACAUUAUUGGACAGACUUGACCGACGGACAUAAACUUACCAAUCAAUAACAGACUCAUUGAUUUAUAGUAUACCCAGUGGUUGUGUGUCCAGACAGGUUGUGUGUCCGGACAAUCAAAUUUAGAAAGUCAUUUGGAAAAAAAUUACAAGCGAAGUUUCAUCAAUUUUUAGUACAAAAUGUUAGGAAAUAUUAUAGAG